UUAUUUUUGGUCAUCCAGACUUCCAAGUGUCACGAAAAAUUGUCGAUGUCAAUGGCCUUGCUUCUGAGUAAGGAAUGGACCAAGUUCCAGAACUUCUUCUCCGCUAUGAGGUGCAGAGUGAUUCUGCUGAGAACUUCAGGAAAUCUGCCAGGCUACCUCACUUCGAACUUGUCCGAGCGUCGUGGGACGAAAUCGGUUAAUAAAUUCAUGAGGCGAUUUUCGAAAGAUUUUACUGUACUGAAAGAAUUUGCUGUCGAUGCGCCGCAAAAGCGACUAUUGACGUCUAUGCUUUCAUCCAUCAUGCUGUGUGAUCCUGGGAGCGGAUCGAGUAAUAAAUACAACCCGGGAAACCGAAAUGAGCCCCCGAAAAGACAGAGUGGUGGUGGAUCCGACGGCGAUGACAAGAACAAUAUGAAUAACCUUUUAUUCAAAGCAUUGCUGUGGAUGAUAACAGCAAGGCUGAUGCUUACACCGAGACGGAUAUCUGGAGUUGUUGCUUUGUUCGUAGGGUAUAUGUUCAUCGCGUUCCUGUCCGUGGUGUUUCCCAGCAAGAGUCAGUCGCCAGAAAGCAUGAGGUACAUCUCGUGGAACGAAUUCAUGCAUCAAAUGCUGUCUCAUGGAGAAGUGGAUCAUGUCGUUGUUCAUCCGGACUUGGACCUAGUGACUGUUGUGUUGCACGAAGGCGCAGUGAUUAAAGGAAAACGAUCAGACGGUAAAAUUUAUCACAUGAAUGUUCCGGAUGUCGCUGGAUUCGAAGCAAGAUUGAGAGAAGCCGAAGCGAAACUCGGGGUGUCCCAGGAUUCUGGCAUUCAGGUGGUCUAUGACCGAUCGUCAGACACGAAUAUCGUUCGAUUCCUGGUUGCCAUCGCUAUGAUCGGAAUGUUGGCAAUAAUCUUGUCGUCUGCGCUUGGGGGCCGAAGCGGGGGCGCUGCAGCGUCGUCAAAGUUUCGGACAGGUUUUGACCCCUUCGGCGGGUUAUCGAGAGCUAAAUUUACGAUUGUGGAUCCCUUGACGGGCGAAGGACGAGGGGUCAAGUUCUCGGAUGUGGCGGGCUUGAAAGAAGCAAAGCAGGAAAUCAUGGAAUUUGUGGACUACUUGAGAAGACCGAAUUUCUAUUCUAGUCUCGGAGCCAAAGUGCCUAGAGGUGCACUUUUGCUUGGUCCGCCUGGGUGUGGGAAAACAAUGCUUGCGAAGGCAGUUGCGACGGAAGCAAGUGUCCCGUUCUUCGCCAUGAACGGAUCGGAGUUCAUAGAAAUGAUAGGCGGACUGGGAGCAGCGCGUGUUCGUGACCUAUUCAAAGAAGCAAAGAAACGCACUCCUUGCAUCGUGUUCAUUGAUGAAAUCGAUGCUGUUGGACGGAAGCGGUCUUCCGGUGGAGCUGGUGGAUUCGAUGGUUCAACUGGUGAAGGCGAGCAAACUUUGAAUCAGCUGCUGGUUGAGAUGGAUGGCAUGGGAACAGUUGGCGGGAUUCUUGUGAUCGGCGCCACAAAUCGGGCGGAUAUCUUGGACCGAGCAUUGUUACGGCCUGGAAGAUUUGACCGUCACAUUAACAUCGAUCUCCCGAAUUUGAUCGAGCGCGAAGAAAUUUUCCAAUCUCACCUUCGCAACGUCGUGCUGGAAAAACCACCUGAAACGUACGCGAGGCGUCUCGCGUCUUUGACUCCAGGAUUCACUGGAGCAGACAUUGCGAACGUGGUUAACGAAGGGGCUUUGCACGCAGCGCGAGAAAAAGGCAAGUUUGUUGCGAGUGAAGAUCUGGAGUAUGCGAUUGAGCGGGUAGUUGGAGGGAUGGAGAAGAAAUCGUCUGCCUUGAGUUUAGAGGAUAGAAGAGUUGUUGCAUAUCACGAGUCUGGUCAUGCGCUGCUUGGCUGGCUGCUUGAGCACACGGAUGCCUUGCUGAAGGUGACGAUAGUACCUAGGACGCAAACCGCUUUAGGCUUCGCACGGUACGACACGACGGAGAAACGCCUGCUUUCCAAGGAAGAGUUAUUCGACAGGAUGUGCAUGGCUCUGGGGGGCCGGGCUGCUGAGUUGCUGGUAUUCGACAGAGCAACCACUGGUGCUCAGGAUGAUUUAGAAAAGGUUACAAAAAUGGCCUACGCCCAAGUCCGUAAAUAUGGGUUGAGUCCCGCUGUUGGUCCGAUUUCGUUCCCAGACACUGACGAAGACUCCCGACUCGGCCGCCGUCCAUACAGUAAAUUUCUUGCCAAUCUCAUCGAUGCGGAAUCCAAGAAACUCGUUACCAAGGCAUUCUUGAAGACUCAAGAAAUCAUGAAUGGAAAUCGAGAGAAGUUGGAACUUCUCGCGGAACAUUUAUUGACCCAAGAAGUGUUGAACUACGACGACGUGGAAUCACUUAUUGGACCCCCCAAGUAUCCGAAGAAAAGGCUGUUGGAACCCUCUGAAUUUGAGAUGGAUCUCCAACGAGAAGCUGGCGGUAGCUCGAGUGAACCGAGCGAAGAUAGCAGAACGUCGGACGAUAAAACCUAGCCUAUUCGCAUUGUUCUGUGAUUAGAAGUUCGAUUCUUGAUUAGAUUUUGGUAAUGACCGCUUCGUUCUCUCGUCUUUCAAUUUCGAGUGCAUUUCGCUUGGAGAAGUCCUUGGUAGUUCGAGCUGAGCUGAACUCUUGAGAGAGCAGAAGGGAAUUGCGUUUCCAUCUGCGGUUCAAUUGUGCUUGAGACGAAAGCUAAGUUGUGAAAGAUGUCGGAUUUCCGCGCAAGGCUGAGAGAAAAUUCCCACAUGUCGCCGAAGAAUAUUAUUAAAAUUUCUUGUGCACUUCGUCGACGUAUUCUGCUGUGACUUGGGUCAUAUUUCUCAUCUCUCUUGGUCAUAGAAAAUGAGUUUUCCACCAAUGCGUAUAUUGGCAUUUCUCCUAUCCUGUGAUUAAGUUGCUCUGAGACUUCAAUAGAAAUCAUGGGACCGAAUCAUGAAUUCGAAAGUCGCUUAUAGAUUAAAUGGCUAACGGAUGCUGAUGAAAUGGUACAAUAUACUGAAUGAUCCUCUCUUCUAUAUCGUCAAUUUUAGCAACAUUCUCAAUUUUUUUAGGUGAGAGAUGUGAUGAAUAUAUGGAGAACGAUGCGAUUUAUGUUUUCGAAAUGAUCGUAUCAAUCCUUGGGACUGAUUUGAUAAUCUAACCAGGCCUACUUUUGCGAAAAAUUCCACGUGGAAAAGUGCAUAAUGAAAGUCAAAUUUGCGGAAGUCGGGCAGCCUUUCUUUGAUGUCGAGAAAUGGAACAAAAUCUGGUCAUCCCUAGAUAUAUACUUCGACAUUGUA
Messenger RNA from Notodromas monacha, 3273 nucleotides. Lineage: Eukaryota; Metazoa; Arthropoda; Ostracoda; Podocopida; Cyprididae. The record is from the annotation of a GenBank genome assembly.